AUGUCAGUUGACUGGUGUUUCCAUUCUCCUUUCUAUUCUCCUGUCUUUCUUGGGAAGUUGUGGAUUGUAGUUAAUCUAAGUUUUGAGCCUCCUCCGCGGAAACUGGGACGAGAAACCGUUGUGUGUCGGAAGUUACGACAAGAAUGCCUUUUCCGCGACCAUCACCACUGUGUAGUGUCGCGAAAGUUUGAUAAAGCCGAAGUCAGGAAACGGCUUAACACUAAUAAGGAUAGCACAGAUGAUGACCGGAAACCUUUGAAGGAUCUAAAUAAGCGAUGA
Molecule: messenger RNA, 279 nt
Organism: Paracoccidioides lutzii Pb01
Exons: 2
Coding region: 1-279 (92 amino acids)
Source: RefSeq, a predicted model, not a curated record